AUGGCUGUCAUCGACCAGAUACUGGGCGAGGCUGCGCUCCUCGUUGCAAGACAAGUGUCGGAUGUUCCAACCGCAACACCGUCACCGACCGAAUCACCAACGUCCAGCGUUACCCCUCCAGCUACCACUUCGCCUGCCAAGAACGACAAUUCAGGUAAUGGAGGAUCUAGUUCGCCCCUCCUCUUCUUCGUUGCCCUUGGCUUUGGUGUGGUCUUUACAAAUCUUUGGAUCAUCGUUGGUGUCAAGUAUUGCUUCCGAUACAACGCUCGCAACCGAGCCAGAGUGACCAACGAAGAGGGAGAACCCAUCACUCUCGAGACCGUCCACCGGCCGCGCAGACGUCGCGAGAAGAAACUGAUGACUAUGGACGAAGUAAACGAGAAAUUCCCCAUGAUGAAGUACAAAACCUGGGUAUCAGAACGGGCCAGGGAGGGUUUGCCGACUGCCGGAGGUGUCUCUGUCCCGCCAAGCCGAGCAAAUAGUAUCCGUGAUGCCGACGGUGUUCUCCCCGAUGUCGCAAUUGUUAAAAGCCACGUCUCGACCGAAGCUCAUACUAUUGAUGAGUCUGAAUUUGCUACAGCCGCCGACGUGAACAAGCGAGACGACGAGAAGAAGGCCAAACCCGAGUCAGAACAGGCUGGCGAGACGGCACAGACCUCCAGCGCACAAGAAGACGGGCCUGUUCCGCUUCGUAGAAUGUCUACUGAAGAAGACGAUGACGAGCACAUUGACGCUGCCUUACCGCCUGAAUGUCUGACGGCGCCUGGUGAUUCAUGUGCUAUUUGUAUUGAUACUCUGGAAGACGAUGACGACGUCAGAGGGCUUACUUGUGGCCACGCUUUCCAUGCUGUUUGUGUCGAUCCUUGGCUGACCAGCAGGCGAGCCUGCUGCCCUCUUUGCAAGGCUGAUUAUUACACGCCGAAGCCUCGCCCCAAUCAGGAAGGCGAUGCCAGUGCCAACAAUGGCAAUGGCCUAGAUCCUCGAAACAACACCCGCCUCAACCUGCCAAGCGGUCUGCGGUCGGCUUGGUUCCGCAGCAGUACUGGAUCAUCUCGAGACACUUCUUUUAUGCGUGGCGGCCGUGACGGCAGAUCACGGGGCAGAUCAUCCCGGACACAAUCGAGCCCGCAGGAGCGCGGCACAACCACCACAACGCCCGCCGAAUCUAACCGUGGCGGCAUAUUAUCAUCCAUCCGCUCGGCCUUGCCAUUUGGUCGGCAAAGGAAUCAGCAGUCUGCGACAUCUCCCGCAACCACCACAAAUGUAACACCGGCGCAACUAGAAUCUGGCACUCGUCAAGCUGCUAGCUAG
Metarhizium brunneum ARSEF 3297 is the source of this 1311-nucleotide messenger RNA. It is a transcript of the gene Rnf167, whose product is annotated as E3 ubiquitin-protein ligase RNF167. Lineage: Eukaryota; Fungi; Ascomycota; Sordariomycetes; Hypocreales; Clavicipitaceae. The record is from RefSeq and is a predicted model, not a curated record. Gene Ontology annotation, biological process: ubiquitin-dependent protein catabolic process. Gene Ontology annotation, molecular function: ubiquitin protein ligase activity.